Molecule: messenger RNA, 569 nt
Organism: Cotesia glomerata
Lineage: Eukaryota; Metazoa; Arthropoda; Insecta; Hymenoptera; Braconidae
Exons: 3
Coding region: 81-497 (138 amino acids)
Source: RefSeq, a predicted model, not a curated record
CAUGCAUUUCCGUUUCUAUAAAAUAGAAAAAUUUAUCAGAUAUUUAGUUUACUUUGAAUUCGUGUAGCAGCAAGAACAAAAUGUAUUUGUGGACGGCACAACUUUUUAUUUUUUUCUUAUUCAACUCUUUUAGUUAUUCUACUGCAUGUCCUUCUAAAGAUGAAUAUGCACAGACAUUUUUUGGUAAAAUUGCCAACUGGUUUAGAAAUCUGAAAGACCGAAUCGUUGGAAUUUUUAAUGGCUCUUCACCACCAACACCACAAGACGAUCGCGGAAUAACUACUAAUUCAAAUACAGCAAACAAUUCUCCUGAUUCUCCAUCACUUAAUGAGAAAUCGCCAGAAAAUGAUGUCGAAAAAAAUACAUUUGAGACUUCUACUACAACAGAAUCCGUCACAAGUUUAUCGAGUGAAAAAUCUAUCGAUGAAAAUACUGAAAUAAAAGAAACUAGUAGCACUCCUAAAGCUCCUCAAUCUGCAGAGGUCAUCGAACCAUAAAAUUAAAUAUUAUUUAAAUAAUGCUUAUUGAAAUAAAAUGGAGUUUAUUGAAUAAAAUUAUACAGAAUUAUU